Messenger RNA from Nicotiana tabacum (common tobacco), 639 nucleotides. Lineage: Eukaryota; Viridiplantae; Streptophyta; Magnoliopsida; Solanales; Solanaceae. The record is from RefSeq and is a predicted model, not a curated record.
UAUGGCAAAAUUUUGGAAGUGAAGACAGAAAAUGGACGCAUUCGAAGAGCUGAAAAGAGCAGUGGAGAGAGUAGAAAUAGUGGACGCUCAUGCCCACAACAUUGUGGCGCUGGAUUCCACUGUCCCUUUCCUCAGCUGUUUCUCUGGCGACAUUUUGCCCGACUCACCUCACACCCUCGACUUCAAGAGAAGCCUGGAUGAAAUCUGUGAACUAUAUGGCUCAAGCUUAUCCUUGGAUUCUGUUCAAGAAUCUCGGGAACGCCUUGGGUUGGCGUCAAGUGCUGCUAUUUGCUUCAAAGCUGCAAGAAUUGCUGCCUUACUUCUUGACGAUGGAAUUAAGUUGGACAAAACGCUUGACAUCAAAUGGCACGAAAGUCUUGUACCAACAGUUGGUAGAAUACUACAAGUUGAGCAUGUAGCUGAAAAGAUUCUUGACCGGGUAUUUAAAGUACCGCAAAUCAGCCCAUGAUAUAUAUAUAAUGUGUCCAUUCUUGACACUGACUAAGCUACCUAUUACAUAUUGUAAACAUACACUUAAAUUGAUUAUCAUCCCCCUCAAGUGAUGCUCCAUCUGAAAAAACACGGAGCUUCUCACAUAAAAGCAAUAAUCUUAGAGAAGGCUGAGACUUUGUUGAUAUA